Molecule: messenger RNA, 2682 nt
Organism: Rana temporaria (common frog)
Lineage: Eukaryota; Metazoa; Chordata; Amphibia; Anura; Ranidae
Product: probable carboxypeptidase X1
Exons: 14
Coding region: 70-2289 (739 amino acids)
Biological process (GO): proteolysis
Molecular function (GO): metallocarboxypeptidase activity; zinc ion binding
Source: RefSeq, a predicted model, not a curated record
GUGAAUCUCUCUCCAUAACACUGACUGGCUGCUCAGUGCUGUGUAAGUCUGUGCAGAGCUGUCAGUGCCAUGUACCUGUGCCCGUUGCUCCUGCUGGCCUCCUGGCUCUGCCUGGCAUCCCCGGCCCCCCACACCAGCACCGCCAGCACUGUGACCAGCACAAAGAGGACUCCCACCAGAUCCAGCAGCCCCAGACCUACUCCGGGAGCCAACGGGACCACUCGGCCUCCGGGCAAUGUGAGCGAGGACCUGGGUGAUCCGAUAACCCGAGACCGCCGGAUAUCGGAGGAGAAGACCAAAGAGAAGACAGCAAAAGUGGCGAAAAAAGUAAAAAUAGUCAAAACGGUGAAAGUCUUGAAGAAGGCCAAAGAAGAAACGAAGGCAAAAAAUUCAGGAGGACCCCAACCAGAACCGUGUCCUCCAUUGGGAUUAGAGUCUUUGAGGGUCUCAGACAACCAACUGCGUGCAUCCAGCAUCAAACGCUAUGGCCUGGGGGCCCACCGUGGACGCCUAAAUAUUCAGUCCGGGAUCGAUGAUGAUGACUUCUACGAUGGUGCCUGGUGUGCCGGUGAAAAGAACAAGAACCAGUGGUUGGAAAUCGAUGCCAGGAGACUGACCAAUUUCACCGGAGUCAUCACACAGGGCAAGAACUCAAUAUGGACGGAUGACUGGGUGACAUCGUACAAGGUCCAGGUCAGCAAUGACACUCACACAUGGAAGACUUGCAAGAAUGGGACAGAGGAUGUGAUAUUCAAAGCAAAUAAAGACCCAGAAACACCAAUCCUGAACCGACUGCCGACCCCAAUGGUUGGGCGCUACAUAAGGAUCAAUCCACAGAGCUGGUUUGAAAAUGGCACCGUCUGCCUGAGAGCGGAGAUUCUGGGAUGCCCUCUUCCAGACCCAAACACUGUGUUCAUGUGGGAGCACGAGACACCACAACCAACAGACAAACUGGAGUUCAAACACCACAACUACAAGGAGAUGAGGAAGGUGAUGAAGCGGGUGAACGAUGCCUGCCCAGACAUCACCCGGGUGUACAGCAUUGGAAAGAGCUACCUGGGCCUGAAGAUGUACGUCAUGGAAAUCUCCGACAACCCGGGAGAGCACGAGCUGGGGGAGCCAGAGUUCCGCUACGUGGCCGGCAUGCACGGGAACGAGGUCGUGGGUAGGGAGUUGAUGCUGAACCUGAUGGAAUAUCUGUGCCAGGAGUACAAGAACAAGAACCCCAGAGUAGUGAGGCUGGUCACCGAGACCCGCAUCCACCUCCUGCCCUCCAUGAACCCCGAUGGAUAUGAGAUGGCCUACAAGCUGGGCUCGGAGCUCUCCGGUUGGGCCAUCGGCCGCUGGAAUUACCAAGGACUGGAUCUGAAUCACAACUUUGCAGAUCUGAACAAUCCGAUGUGGGAUGCCGAGGACAACGAGCUGGAGUUUCCCAAUCACUACAUCCCCAUCCCGGAGUAUUACACCUUUGAAAAUGCCACGGUGGCCCCGGAGACUCGCGCCAUCAUUGACUGGAUGCAGAAAAUCCCCUUUGUCCUCAGCGCCAACCUCCACGGAGGGGAGCUGGUGGUCUCCUACCCCUUCGACAUGGCUCGUUCUUAUUGGAUGGCCAAGGAGCUGACCCCGACCCCAGACGACUCCAUGUUCCGCUGGCUGUCCACAGCCUAUGCCACCAGCCAUCGCAUCAUGUCGGACGACAACCGCCGCAUCUGUCACUACGAUGACUUCAUCAGAGUCGGCAACAUCAUCAACGGGGCAAACUGGCACACCGUGGCCGGAAGUAUGAAUGACUUCAGUUACCUUCACACCAACUGCUUUGAGGUGACGGUGGAGUUGUCCUGUGACAAGUUCCCUCACGAGGGGGAGCUUCCGACAGAGUGGGAGAAUAACAAGGAGUCGCUGCUCAUCUACAUGGAACAGGUCCAUCGGGGGGUUAAAGGCGUGGUCCGGGACAAGGACACGGGCAAAGGGGUUCCUGAAGCCGUCAUAGCGGUAGACGGACUCAACCAUCACAUCCGCACAGCUCUUGAUGGAGACUACUGGAGGCUUCUCAAUCCAGGAGACUACGAGAUCACCGCUAAGGCCGAGGGCUAUCACUCCUCUACCAAGUCGUGUCACGUCUCUUACGAAGACCGACCCACCAUCUGCGAUUUCUACAUCUCCAAGACACCCAAGCAACGUUUGAAGGAGCUGCUGGCCAAAGGGGCAAAAUUACCAAAAGAGCUCAUUCUACGUCUGCGCCAGAUUCAAACUCGCAAGCUGAAGGCCAACGCCAAGAAAUCCAAGUGAAAGAGGCUCGAGAGACGACUGACAGACUCGGGUCACCCACUUCCAAAAUCCUUCAUCCCGUAGAAAAUGAAUCUGUUCUUCCCAUCCGUAGUGCCGCCGGUGGGACGUUCUGAGAUCAUCAUUGUGCGCAUUUACAUGUGGUAGAGAAGUCUGAAAUAUAUAAACCCUUCACAGGUGGAAAGGAGGUUUCAAGGUCCGAAAGUUAAAAGUCAUCGCUAAAGAGUUUGAUUUUCUCUACUUGUUUUAUGAAAAGAUUUACGUUUCUUGUUGGAACAAAAUCCACCAAAUGUGGCUCAGACAUUUGAAAGUUAGUAGUCGUUGGUCACAUCCAACUGGACUUGUUCGCUAAUAGACAUGUGCAAUUCGUUUACUUCCCAAUUCGUUUUUUUGACA